AUGACUUUGGACGAAAAGCUAGAACCUUUUCGAGGACGAUGCUCCUUUUGGCAGUAUAAGCCUAAGAAACCUGCAAGACAUUUACUGUGGAUAAAGAUAUUUACUGUGGUUGAUUUUAGAACUUUGAACUGUACUUUGAAUAUGGGAAAAAUAUGCAAGAAUAAGAUUAUCCCACCUGAAUUUCUGUCGAAUAAGAAUAGAGAACAGCAUUCAACUCUCUUGGGGUUUCAAAAGGAUAUAAUGCUACUUUCUUAUAUGGCUGAAAGGAACAAAUGUGCUAACCUUUUGUCAACUAUGCACAAUGAUGACCAUAUUGAUGAAAGCAUAAGAGAUUUGAAGAAAUCUGAAGUAAUUACGUUUUAUAACAUGUACGUAUUAUGA
Messenger RNA from Stegodyphus dumicola, 381 nucleotides. RefSeq lists its product as uncharacterized. The record is from RefSeq and is a predicted model, not a curated record. Lineage: Eukaryota; Metazoa; Arthropoda; Arachnida; Araneae; Eresidae.